Oryzias melastigma (Indian medaka) is the source of this 1097-nucleotide messenger RNA. Its product is annotated as green-sensitive opsin. The transcript is spliced from 5 exons. Gene Ontology annotation, cellular component: membrane; photoreceptor outer segment. The record is from RefSeq and is a predicted model, not a curated record. Gene Ontology annotation, molecular function: G protein-coupled receptor activity. Gene Ontology annotation, biological process: phototransduction; visual perception; G protein-coupled receptor signaling pathway. NCBI's taxonomy places the organism in Eukaryota, Metazoa, Chordata, Actinopteri, Beloniformes, Adrianichthyidae. Bases 1 to 1056 code for a protein of 351 amino acids.
AUGGGCUGGGAUGCAGGAGAGCAGAACGGAACCGAGGGACAGAACUUCUACAUCCCGAUGUCCAACCGGACAGGGAUUGUUAGAAGCCCCUACGAGUACCCUCAGUUCUACAUGGUCGACCCGAUCAUGUACAAGAUUCUAGCUUUUUAUAUGUUCUUCCUGAUCUGCACUGGAACUCCCAUUAAUGGCUUGACGUUGUACGUCACGGCGACCAACAAGAAACUCCGCCAACCUCUCAACUUCAUCCUGGUGAACCUGGCGGUGGCCGGACUCAUCAUGUGCGCCUUUGGCUUCACCAUCACCCUCAAUUCCAGCUUCUAUGGCUAUUUCGUUCUUGGACCCACCUUCUGUGCCAUUGAGGGGUUUAUGGCCACACUUGGAGGUCAAAUUGCUCUGUGGUCGCUGGUUGUUCUGGCCGUUGAGAGGUACAUCGUGGUCUGCAAACCCAUGGGGAGCUUCAAAUUCACUGGAACUCAUGCCGGAGCCGGGGUGCUUUUCACCUGGGUGAUGGCUCUCUCUUGUGCUGCUCCUCCACUCGUUGGCUGGUCCAGGUACAUCCCUGAAGGCAUGCAAUGCUCCUGCGGUCCUGACUACUACACUCUGGCUCCAGGCUUCAACAAUGAGUCCUACGUCAUGUACAUGUUCUGCGUUCACUUCUGCAUUCCGGUUUUCCUCAUUUUCUUCACGUAUGGAAGCCUGGUGUUGACAGUCAAAGCUGCAGCAGCUCAGCAGCAGGACUCAGCUUCUACCCAGAAGGCAGAGAAGGAAGUGACACGUAUGUGUUUGCUGAUGGUCCUCGGCUUCCUGGUGGCCUGGGUUCCGUACGCCAGCUUUGCUGCUUGGAUUUUCCUGAACAAAGGAGCUUCCUUCACUGCUCUGACCGCCUCCAUCCCUGCUUUCUUUGCUAAGAGCUCAGCUUUGUACAACGCUGUCAUCUAUGUGCUGCUCAACAAACAGUUCCGUAACUGCAUGCUGGCGGCCAUCGGAAUGGGCGGCAUGGUGGAGGAUGAGACCUCAGUGUCAACAAGCAAGACAGAAGUCUCAACCGCAGCUUAAGGACCACAUGUCUUAAUCACAACAACCUCUUUAAGUCUGAC